Messenger RNA from Oncorhynchus masou masou (cherry salmon), 7049 nucleotides. Its product is annotated as regulation of nuclear pre-mRNA domain-containing protein 2-like. The coding region runs from base 165 to 2258 and encodes 697 amino acids. The record is from RefSeq and is a predicted model, not a curated record. The transcript is spliced from 11 exons. Lineage: Eukaryota; Metazoa; Chordata; Actinopteri; Salmoniformes; Salmonidae.
CUCUUGGGGGGCGCGAUUGAGAGGAAGGGUGACGCCAAGAACGGAGAGAAAUACAUGCAUCAAUAGGCUAGGCUACAUAUUUCUCCUCCUACAAACACGUUAUAACGUUGCCUACUCUGUCAAUACGGAGGAGGUAGUGUGAAUUUAAAGAGCCAGGAGAUCUGAUGAAGAUGAAGACAGUCAGUGUGGCUGUAGUGCUGAGCUUGCUGCUCUGCUCAGCUCUGUCGGCCCCUUUGAAAGGUAAAGAAGACUCCCAGAAGACCAUGUUCUUUGGGGAGGACUUCCAUCUGCUGCUGCCCUCCCUGGCUGCAGAGGUUUUGUUCCAGCCCAGUAAUGCCAAGGCGGGGGUUGAGGUGGUCCUGAUGCGGGGUGGGUCCGUGGUCGGUAACCGUGCCAAGCUCAACAGUCAGCUCAGUCACCUGAUCCUAGAGAACGUGGGCGAGGGGGACGAGGGGACGUACUCGGUGAAGAACAACGAACAGCCGGAAGAAGUCCGACGGAUCACACUCAUCGUCAGAGACUGUUCCAACGAGCAGAACAUUAAGUAUGGGGAGAACUACCACAUCCAGCUGGUGGGGGUGGAGGCUCCCAUUACCCUGGAGUAUAGGCCCAGUGCUGUGGAGGCCAACCUGACUUCCAGGCCGCCCCUGGUGCUGAUGACCCGAGGAGGGCUCUCCAGAGACGGGUACCAGGGGCGCCUGAGUGUCAACGAGCGCCGGGUCACCCUCAACGGCGUGACAGGCGCCGAUGAGGGAAGCUACACCGUCAGAGACACGAACCUGAAGAUCAUGAGGAAGGUCUGCCUAAAUGUCAAAGAACACCAGAACUUUGUGAAGCUGCCGUACGCUGGCACCCUGAAGAUCAACCUGAUUCUGAAUGCCUCCAUGGUGCGUCUGUUCUACACGCCAGACUACGACUUAAAAACCAGACAGAUCCUGGACGGGGGACAGUUAACGGUGCCAGCAGACCUGGAUCUGGUGGGGCGGAUCUCUCUGGAUCCGUCUGUGGUCAUCCUGGACCAGGUCAAGGCCAGCGACGUCGGACAGUUCAAGGUCACGGACAUACUGGGGUUUCCUGUGUCCAACGUCUACCUGGAAGUGGAGGCCUACAAGCUGCCGUCCCUCUACGUGGCAAUCAUAGCACUGGUGGGCUUCCUGGUUCUCCUGCUGUUGGUGUGUCUGCUGUCCUGCCUGGUCAAGCAGAAGAAGCGGGCAGCCAAGGCCCGAGCCAUCGAGAAGAUUGCCCAAAACGCAGGCAAGGAGGACGAGGGAGAUGCCUUCAGACAGGUGGUGAAGAACAUUACUCAGUUUGAGGACUCUAUAGCCCAGUCCAUCGACAUCACAGAGAAGUCUCAGAGCACUGAGGUGGACAUUAAAGGUCUGGAGGUGUCGUCCAAGGAGGUGGCAGGUGGUAACCUGGAGACCAGCGACUCAGGGGUGGAGUUUAACACCACUGGCCUCCCAUUGGACACUGACACUGACGUCCCCGACCAGAUUCCAGAAUCGGAGGCUGAGACUGAGAGUGUUGCCUUUGUCCCAGAAACCAAGCCAAGCCCACCCCCGGUUACCAAACCUAGCCCGGUUCCCGAGAUCAAAAAAAUUCCUGAACCAAAGUUGACCAUAACCAAACCCGUUGAGACCAAACUCAGCCCAAUCCCAAGCCCGGUCUCCAAGCAGGCUCCAAGCCCUAUUGCCAAAACACCUGAUCCAGCCAAAACUCCUGAAUUGAAAACUCCUGAUUUCAAAACUCCUGAUCCGAAAAUACCUGAAUUGAAAACACCUGAACCAACCAAAACUCCCGAUUUUAAAACUCCUGAACCGAAAACACCUGAAUUGAAAACACCUGAACCAGCCAAAACACCUAUUGCUGUGUCUCCAAGCCCGGUGUCCUCUAAGCCAACCCCACCCCUGACCCCUGUCUCCAAACUAACUGCACCCCAACCAUCAACCCCUGAACCCCCCAAGCUGGUGACACCAACCCCAGAAUCCCCCAAGCCUGUGACAUCAAUCCAGACUCCGACCCCAACCCCAAUGCUGAGCCCUGAACCUGCUCCGACCACCAAUGGCACACCCGAACCACCAGCACCUGAAUCCAAACCUGACACUGCUCCGGCCCCAGUGGGUCUGAUCGAAAGCCCUGUCGCCAAGGCAACCCCUCCUAAAACCCCUGAAGUGGAGGUGACCGCCCCAAGUAGUCCAGCCCUUGAGGCCAAAAUGGACGCCCCAGCUGAGGACAACACCGCCACCACCGCAACCUGAGAACAGUCCCUGCACUCCUCCAAGGGAAACCCCACAGACCCAUUUUCCUUUCCUCCUCCACCACUGUAGACAGACAAUCGAACACCCCCCUUACCAAAUAAGGAAGAAAUCACUGCUACUAUCGAGGCGGGGACUUCAAUUUAACACUUCUAACGCUCGAACAUGCUGUAGGUUGUUAUGAUAGCUAACUCACCUGUACCUAACACUAACAUUAUCUUUGAGAUACUUUUUUCAAUUCACAGAUACUUUUCACAAGAUAGGAAAUAUAAGCAAGCAAGUUCAUUUUGUCAGACGUUUUAGCUGUUGUUGUUUCUUUUUGAACUUUCUAUGCUGCAUACUCUUUUUUAGUGUGUAAACUAGAGCAUGACUGCCGGUCUGCCAACAAAAUCAGUUGCAGAGUUUACAAGUAAAAUGUUAAACCGAGCUUCUUUAGAUAUAUUUGACAUUCAGAGGUGUGCAGAAUGGUUCCACACCCUUUUACAUAGAUAUAGGAACAAAUAAAUGGCAAGUGAACAUUACUCAAUCUAGUUCAACUACAUCUAUGACCACCUACUCCAUUUGUGGAAUGAUAAAACCUUUGAUGAUGCCUGCUCUAAUCUCAGCAUGUGGAAAGACAGACCAAAACGAAAGCACGUAUGAUGAAACCAAUGACAUGAUUUAGCCCCCCCAAGGACUUAUAAAUGUGACAAUGACAUAACGUUCUCGUCAAACUGGAUGAAUAUAAAUCACCUUUCUAUCAACCUGGACUGGAUUCCUUCUCCUUGUGACAUUCUCUAGUAGUUUUCCUGAAACCUGGGAAUCCGGGAAUCUGGAAAUGUUCCUGCUGGUCCUCUGCCGUCCUGUAGAAACAUCUAGAAUGCUUGAAUGAUAAACCAUCCUGAUACAAAGGAUCCCCAGCAACACUAACACCUGAAUGCUAAACUCUAACAUCAAUUCCUUCUGAUUAACUAAGUCUAACUUUUGUUUAAAAGUGGAUGUCUCAUGUGAUUGCGCUCCCAACUACGUGAGAGACUGUAUUGGUUAUAAGGUGUUGGCCAACUCUGACUGACUGUCCCAGUGGAUCUCUAGAAUCAGUUUAAUCCAAGAGAAAGAGCUUGUUUUGAUCCUUGACCUCACCCCAGCACCUGAAGACCCCAAGGAGACACCUCAGCACUUUAAGCAAUCCCCAGUGAAUCUUGGGAAAUGUAGUGCUGAUUGUUAUUGUGCUGACUACAACUAUGAGAGUGGGAGAGGGAGAGGAGGAGGGGUCUGGUGAGCGAUGUCAUUGGCUUAGUCCUAACAUUUAAAAAAGGAAUCCUCCCUUCUCUAUGUCCUUCUUUACUUCUGUCCUUCCUUACUGUCCUUCCUUCCUUCUGUACUCCCUCUUUUCCUUCCUCUCUUGCUUGCAGCAGGUGGUGAAGUACAGUAUUAUGGCAUGGUUUCAUCUGGCCGAUAGAUGUAGUUUUACUGUAGGUCCUGCCCUCUUGACUUCUCAUUUAUAGAUUAUGGGUCAGCCUUUAUACCCCAUGAUGACUUAUUAAAGUACAGUAUGAAAGUAUAGUCUUCCCUGAGAUAAUAGAACAGACCCAUGUCAGACUAUUCCUUGCCUACACACAUCUACAUGCAUUACAGUCGUCUACGACCUACAUACUGGAGGCCAACUGUAGAUGUGUUCCACGGCUCUGAUGCCUAGUAUGGUGAUCUCACAGUACAGUAGACAUGCAGUUCUGGUUAUUUGCUCCAGCCUAAAACAGACACUUCACAAAUUAACCCACUAGCAUCCAUCCACAGCACUGGAUAUGAUGUCAAAUCAUGGGUUGAUGUGUUCUAAUAGCCUACCCUAUUGCCAUUGUUCUCUCUGACUGCCCUAAAAAGGUCCUGCGAGAACUUCACUAACUAUUAACACACUGUACCACCAUCUCCAGGACUGUGCCAUGACACCAUCUGUCUUUAGCUGCUUGAAGCUAUGUUGCUCUAGCCUAGAUUUACAGUGCAAUAAGACUUCGCUGGUGGUUAAACUGUAGCCACUAUGUGUUACAAGAGGAGGUGUGCAGAUACAUUUUGCUUAACAAAAGACAUCUCUACCUCAGUGUUUUAACUGACCGUCGUGACAGACACCAUGAAUGGUACUUUGAGUUCAGUGGACUACAUCUAAAAGCAUUUAGGAUUUUUAAUAAGAGAAGCACAAAUAGGAGCCGUGUUAAGCUCACCAACACAUCAAUCAGUUGUUGGAGCACAUAGAAAGUACAUCCAUCUUCAACUUCAAACGAUGGCCUUUCUCUUUCUAAACACUUCCACAAUUCUAAGACGUUUUUUAAUGCUAAAAUGAAUAUGAGAGUAAUAUGAAAGUUAAAAGCCAUAUGGUAAGAUAUAGAUGUUGAUAAGUACAGUAUAUGAAUCAUGAUGAAUACAGUAUGAAUACAUUAGUGUUUGAGGGGCCUAAAUUAUUUGCUAUAUUGUCAUUCAACUGAUGCAAGUGUUGAAAUGUCAAGGAUUAUGUAAAAUUCUACCACUGAAGAGAUUUGGCUCCACUCUCAAUCUCAAUCUCGACCACAUUGCUCGUUAAGCUCUGUUGUGUGGAGCCGUAACACCCAUUUAGGCAAUACUAAAAGCAGUGUUUAUCUGUUUCUACACACACACACACACACACACACACACACACAAACACUCGCUUAUGACCCUGCUGACGAGGUUCAGCAAUGUAAAUAUUGCAUGUGUAAGGUUUAAAAAGUCUCCUCUCAAAGGUUGAAUGUGUUUAGUGUAUAGAAUGGUCGUUGUAUUGUACUUGAUGAUAUAAAAAAGCAAAUCUAAUUUCUCACCUGUGCAAAGCCUACAUGCUGAUUAUUGAAUAUACUGUAUACAUACAAACUAAUCUUCACUAACUUAUAAAAUACAACUUGAACAACUGAAAAUCGUAAACACAACUGAAUAAGUGCAUAUUGUUCCGUGUCACGGAUCUUCGAAUAGAUCUCUAAAAUAUUUUGAUUGGAUUAACUUUUAUUAGUACUAUUUCAACCCUAUCAUGAUAACACUCACAGUAUAGCACCCUUACAUAACUUAUAUAUAUAUAUAUAUUUAAAAAAAAUACAGAAUGAUCUAUGUCACUUUAAAGAUAAAGACGUUUAUUGCAGCAUGUCCACAUGAUCUCCUCAAAGACAGUAUUAUUAUUAUUCAUAUUUUUCUGCUUUUAUAAAAGCCGUCUGUGUGUGUGUGGAGGAUUGAUCAGUCAUAGUGUUAUCUUCAUCCUAGUGUGUGUGUGUGUGUGUGUGUGUGUGUGUGUGUGUGGAGGAUUGAUCAGUCAUAGUGUUAUCUUCAUCUUAGUGUGUGUGUGUGUGUGUGUGUGUGUGUGUGUGUGUGUGUGUGUGUGUGUGUGUGUGUGUGUGUGUGUGUGUGUGUGUGUGGAUGUUUGAUCAGUCAUAGUGUUAUCUUCAUCCUAGUGUGUGUGUGGUGUGUGUGUGUGUGUGUGUGUGUGUGUGUGUGUGUGUGUGUGUGUGUGUGUGUGUGUGUGGAGGAUUGAUCAGUCAUAGUGUUAUCUUCAUCCUAGUGUGUGUGUGUGUGUAUGUGUGUGAUUGUACCUGUGUGUGUGUGAUUGUACCUGUGUGUGCGUGCCCGUGUUGUGUGCAUGCGUGCGUGUGACACAUCAUUUUGUAUCUGUGUCUAGGUAUAAGCCUCUAGCCUACGUGUGUGCAAUGAAAAGAAAAUCACAAUUUCAGCUGUAUGUCGACUUCACAUAUCCAUGCUUAGAAAUGAUUGUCCUCAAUGAUCUGCUUAUCAUCUGACAUUUGUUUAGAAACCGGUCUGUGUUUGUCCAGAGUCAGUAUGUGGUUAACAUCACACAAACCUGCACCUCUGAGGUGCUCUACACGGGAUGACUCUCAUCUUUGAUUUAGUGCCUCAAAUAUGAAAUCAAAUAUUCAAUGGCAAGUCAGCCUAUAUUCUAUAAAUACACUCCAAGAGGCACCGUUUGUUUUAUAUGAUGUAGGGUGGUCUCAGGCUAAACCGCGGUAAAGUACUAUAUGCAGACCUGACUACCUUAUAGGUCUACUGUACUGUAUAAAUAGACACAACACAGUCAGGAGAUACAGAAUAUUGUAGUCAGGACAGGACAUGUGUCAUAUAAAUCACUCAGACACUCAGUCAUGAUUGGAAGAGUGAUAAAUUACCUAGUUGCUUGCCAUUUGGUUGUCAGGGUUUAUUUGAAUGUGCAUUAGCAUGAGAUGGAUAACAUCAUGUUGAAGUGUAUUGUGUAACUUGGUGAGACAGUAACUGCUGUUCAUCUUGGGAAUUCAGUGGCACCAUUUGUAUGUAAACAGCAGGUUUUAUUCAAAAUGGAUGCAAAAGCCUCAAACAGUAUUUGAGAUCGAGCCCUCCUGAAGUGGAACUGAUAUGUGCAUGUGGAUGAAUUUGACAUGUUUUAUACCACUACUGCAUUAUAGCGCUUCCCAAAAGAGGGGGUAAUGUAACAAACCUACCCUAUUUGUGAUGGUUGGUUAGUGUCUGGGUCUUGGAACCAGAAGGUUGUGGGUUCAAUUCCCUCCCUGGCUGGGACAGACCCCCUCAAAUUCACACCAGUGUUCUCAUUGGCGUUCCUUGCACUAUGUGAGUGAUCUCUCUCUGCCCUGAUUCUGAUUCUGUCUGUUUACUCCUUCUGCUGUGAUGGAGUGUGUAGCGCUCUGUAGUCUGUUGAUCUCCCUCCUCCCUUUUUUCACAACACAACACACAGGCGUUUUGUAAAGGAAAGGUGUUAUUUUCUUUAUUUCAUGUCUAAAAAAACAUAACGAAGAAUAAACAAAAGAUUAUGAGAAAAAAAUC